AUGGGGGCACCUAAGCAGAAGUGGACUCCAGAAGAGGAAGCAGCUCUAAAAGCUGGAGUCCUUAAACACGGGCCCGGCAAAUGGCGCACGAUACUUAAGGAUCCACAAUUUAGUGGAGUUUUAUACCUACGGUCGAAUGUCGAUCUGAAGGACAAGUGGAGGAACAUGAGUGUGAUGUCGAACGGGUGGGGUUCAAGGGAAAGGAGUAGGCUGGCACUGAAAAGGAUUCACCCAACACCCAAACGUGGAGAGAGCUCUAUGCCUCUCUCGUCCGUAAGUCAAAGUGAUGAUGAUUUAGUUGAUUCGAGGACUCAUGCGACUUCAGGAGGUUCUUCCCAAAACGAUGCCCCAAAGAGAUCUAUCAUGAGGUUGGAUAAUCUUAUAAUGGAGGCUAUAAGAAACUUGAGACAGCCUGGUGGUUCUAACAAGACAUCCAUAGCUGCGUACAUAGAGGAACUAUAUUGGGCACCUCCGAACUUUAAGAGGAUAUUGUCUGCCAAACUAAGACACUUUGCUGCCAACGGAAAACUAAUUAAGUUGAAACGAAAGUACAGAAUAGCUGAACCUUCGUCUCUACCUGAGAGACGAAAGGCGGCUUCAGUUCCCAUGGAAGGUAGAUUGAGGAAUUCCCAGAGGAUUGACUUAGAAGAUGUUAGUCAACUCUCGAAAUCGCAGAUCGAUUUGGAGCUGACCAAGAUGAGAAACAUGACCCCACAAGAGGCUGCUGUUGCUGCGGCUCAAGCCGUGGCUGAAGCGGAGGCUGCCAUGGCGGAAGCUGAAGAGGCGGCUCGGGAAGCUGAGGCGGCUGAGGCUGAUGCCGAGGCUGCACAGGCUUUUGCAGAGGCCGCUUUAAAGACACUGAGAGGAAGAAAUAGUUCGAUUACGGUAAGAGCUAUGGAUCCAAAUUUUUCCGGCAACGAGUGGUUGGUCGCCCGUGUUCAGCAACUGGAGAGCGAACGUAAUGAGCUGCACAAAGAUAUCGAGCAGUUGUGCAUGCAACAAGCGGGCCCGGCCUAUCUUGGAGUGGCCACCCGAAUGCAUUUCCAGAGGAUUGCUGCAUUGGAGCAGGAUAUUGAGAGCUUGAAUAAAAAGUUGGCUGCAUGCACUAGAGAGAACCAAAAUCUUCAAGAGGAGCUAUCCGAGGCUUAUGUUAUUAAAAAUGCUGAGGCUGAGAAGCAGCUUAAAUUUUUCCAAGGUUGUGUUGCCGCUGCUUUUGCCGAGCGAGAUAAUGCAAUACUUGAGGCUGAAAAGGCUAAAGAAAAAGUGGAGCUCAUGCCACAAGAGCUGAACAAAUGUCAAAGAAGGGUGGAAGAGCUGAGCAUUGAACUUCUUGAAGAGAAGGAACUGACCACGUCUCUCCGUAUUGAUUUAGAAAAGCAUGAAAGGCAGAUUGGGAUAUUCAAAGAGGUUAUUGACAAGUUUUACCACAUCAGAGAAUGUACUAUGGAAGAUACUACUGAUGCAAGUUGGGAAGAGAAAUGUGAACUUUUGUUGCAUGAUUCGGACGAGAUGUGGAGGUUCCAAAAUGAUGAGGAUGCUUCCACUUCCAAUUACAUUAAUUCUCUUGAGGCAGAGAUCGAGACUCUGAGGAGACGUAUCGAUAAUUUGCAAAACAAGCUUCAAGUUGGGCUGGAAAUCGAAACUCAUCUGAAGAAGAAAGUUCGUAAGCUAGAGAAAAUGGAGAAACUCGGAGCAGAGAAUAUCAAAGAGCAGCUAUCUGCCUUAAAGCAUCACCAUUCUCAAUACAAAAACGAUAUCAAUGAUCUACUCGACGGGGGUUACUCGGAGCUGAAAUCACUUCAUGAAUUAGUUGUUGAGAAAAUGAGCCACUUUGUACUGAGUCAGGAACAAAGCAAUUUAGAGGCAUCUUUAACACAAGACGAGGAAUUGCAUGAAAGCGAAUGCAAAGAUGUGCAUGUUAAUGCUGAUUCCAGUUCUGGUUUGACCACUAAGAAUAAUGAACAUGGCUUACCGACUAUGGCUGCUCGUGAAACUAGCGAUACAUCUGAAGCACUUGCGCUGGCAUUGCAGGAGAAGGUCGAGGCGUUAUUACUUUUAUCUCAGCAAGAAGAAAGACACCUACUUGAGAGGAAUGUAAAUGCAGCUUUGCAGAAAAAGGUCGAGGAACUUCAGAGAAAUUUACUGCAGGUUACGAACGAAAAGGUGAAAGCUCUUAUGGAGCUAGCGCAACUGAGGCAGGACCAAUAUUCACUUCACGAAAAGAGCAGUCAAGAAAGUGUACAAGGAAAGCCAGCGAGUGAAAUUUUCGGAGGAGAGAUAAAAGCUGGUCAGGAAAAAGACAGUAAACUGAAAAAUUUACUAAGGAAAAGUUAUUUAACACGAUGGGUCGGAGGUUCAGAAGGAAGUGGUGCUGAUACGCAUCACAUGGACUUUGCAAGGAUGAAGAUUGAAAAUGCGACCCUUAAGGAGAGCUUGGAAAGCAUGGAUCAUCUACUCUCUUCCGUACGAAGACUCCGGAUUUCACUUUUCAAGGUAAAAGAUUCAUCUAAUAUGUCGUCAACUGAAAACACGAGCUACUUGUCUACCACCAUCGACCAAAUCAUAGUUGAGGCGGACCUCGUAAGAACGGCCCUCGGCAGCUCGAUUCCCAUAAGCUGGUCAGCCGAGGCUGACCAAUCGCACGAUGGCUCGGGUUUCGAGAAGCUGGAUUUUGUCUCGGCUGUUGGAUUCGAGAUGGUGGAGCUCUUGAUAUUUGCUGCUCAGGUCCUUAGGGACCAAAUUCCCUUGGGCACCAAGGGGUCGAAAUUGGAAUAA
Molecule: messenger RNA, 2775 nt
Organism: Striga hermonthica
Lineage: Eukaryota; Viridiplantae; Streptophyta; Magnoliopsida; Lamiales; Orobanchaceae
Source: the annotation of a GenBank genome assembly